This is a messenger RNA of Trichoplax adhaerens, 2652 nucleotides long. RefSeq lists its product as uncharacterized. The transcript has 11 exons. The record is from RefSeq and is a predicted model, not a curated record. Lineage: Eukaryota; Metazoa; Placozoa; Uniplacotomia; Trichoplacea; Trichoplacidae. Bases 1 to 2652 code for a protein of 883 amino acids. Gene Ontology annotation, molecular function: protein binding.
AUGCAGGGUGAUUAUCUUCGAGCUAUAGAUUGCUUUUGGCGGUCAUAUAGAAUCAAGAAGAAAAACUUUAAAGAUAAUAGUUGGCACAGAAUAGAUUCAGCGGAAUAUUUAGGAAAAGCUUACUUUGCUAUAGAUCAAUUAAAAGAAGCUAAAUACUGGUUCAAAAUAGUAAUAAAAAAAAAUAAAGAUUAUGAAGAAUACAAAGAUUAUCAAUUUUGGGCAAAAAUUAAUAACAUUUUGGGUGAAAUAUCUCUCAGAACUAGAAAAGUCAAGCGUAAGAAAGACAGGGAAAGUGAUUAUAAUUCUUUUAGAGGGUCAAAGUGCUUUUACAAAAGGGUUGUUAAUGUCCCAGAAGAUACGUAUAGAAAUAAAGUUGAAUUGAGUAAAGCUUUCUAUGGGAUCGGAAAAGCACACUUAGAAAAAUCCAGAUUCAAAACAGCAAAGGAAAAUUUUAAAAAAUCCAGAUUCGAAACAGUAAAGGAAAAUUUAGAAAAAUCCAAGGAAAUUCUAAAUGGAAUAUCAAACCAUCGCCGCCUGUUGAUUGCAGAUAUUCGAGAUGAAAUUGCAAAAUUAUAUAAGAGUCUUAAUAAGUUAGACGCCUCUAAGAAAGAGUACAUGGAAAGUUUAAAAUUUCGGAAAGAAAUCUGCGAUAAGCAUAAAAUCGAUUUUGUGAGAUCCUAUUAUAGCCGUCCAUAUUCAUUGAUAAAUCGCGAAAAUAGUGGAAAUAAUGGAAAUAGUUGCAAUGAACAAGAUAUAGAAGACUUUCAGUGGUUGAAGGACGAAAUUGAUAAGAUAGCUAAAUUCAUAGAGGAACCAUUAAGUAGUAAUAAAGGUAACGAUGGGGAGACAAAUGUCAGGAUACUGUCUGAUAAUUCAAGCGAUCACCCAGGUAUUACCAGUGGAAUAAACAAUAAAAAGUCAAAUAUGAAAGAUACCACGGCCAAUAUCUCACCUGUGAAGAACAGAAAUAGUAAGACUAACGAUAAUUACCAGAAGACGGCGACUUCCAAAACUUUUGUCCCAAUUUCGCAAAAGCAGGAUGUAAUGCACCGAAGUAUAAGCUAUAUCGAUUUAUCAGAUUCUUUUUCACAUUUCGAAUUUGAUGACAACGAAGAUCAGAUGAACUAUUUCAUUCCAGACAAGAACGCCAAACUAGCAAUGUGCUUCGUGAAUCAACUGCUAACUGUAGAAAGAGGUGAAAGAAUCGCUAAUGAGAAGCUAUUAACCAGUAAAGUAAUAACUGAUACAGCCAGACUGUCAGAGAGUAGGAGCGAAUUGGCUCCACCAAAUGCAAGUAACAAGAAUUUAAAUGCAUCUGAACCUGAAAUCAACGGUUUAAACUCUAUUAAAACUGGUCAUAGCCAGAGUAAAUUAUCUGAGCCAAAAACUACUGCAAGGAAAUUCGUUAGUAUGAAAAAUAGGGACGAAAGCUCUGUUUUAACCAUAGCCAGGACAGCUAUUAAAGAAUUUCAAGAAGCCUAUGAAACAGCAUUUGAUGGCGGUGAAUGCUUAAAUAACUUUGCUAAUAUUAUGCUCAUUGGGCCAAAUCACGAUGGGAAAUCUUUUAUUUAUAAAUCCCUAACUAAACAGCCAGAAAGUUCUUCUAAUGGGGCACCGGUGUUAAUCAACUUGGAUAGUAUAAAACAAGCUAGUAAUUCGGACGAAAAAAUUAUUUUUGACAUACAAUCUUUCAUUGAUAGUAAAGUACUAUCAGUCAUAGAAAAGCAGGGAAAUAUAUCAAGAAAUUCCGAAUUGCAAAGGAUAUUUUUUACUGCUCUUGAAAAAGGCAACGAUCAGCCUAGUGAUAAAAGUAGAAUAACCGUUCCAAGUAGUGAUAAAGUUUCAGUUGAUAACAUCGAUAUAGGCUAUCACCUUAAUGAUAAUGAUAACGAAAUCACCAGAACUAACUAUACUGAUAAUAAUAUUAUCAGCUUACUUAAGGAAACUGCUAAACAUUUAUCUUCACCGUCUUUCUCGCGAUGUUUCCAGAAAUUCUAUCAGAGGAGUAAAUAUUACCAUGAUAAUCGUUUUGCUAAAAUUUGGAAUUUUGACAAUCAUUCAUACUAUCAACCCUUCAAAUUUCAGUAUAAUGUUUACAUUGCACCUUUUGAUGUCAGUUUCAAACAGGAUGAAAUUGACAUUGAUGAUUAUAGUGCUGUACAUUAUCAUAGAGCGAAGUACUCGUCAAAACAGAAUUAUGAUAUUAUAGUAGAAAAGAGUGGAUCACACAUUAGAAUUCAGUAUUACUAUGAAGAUAUAGAUGAAUCGAAAGAAAAUGACCAGAUUGCAACGGAGGAAAUUUCAGAAUUGCCAAGCAAUGAUCAAUUAUGCAUUCAUUUUAAAACGCUGUUAUCGAAAAUUGUGAAAGAUGCUCAUCCUGAGCAACAAGAAAUUGACUGCGAAUAUUUUUUUCCCUGCCUAAAAUGUGAUCAAUUAAUACCUUGGCCUAGUAAUUCUGUAGCGCAAAUAAUCAAAUGCGCCAACACUAAAUGCCGUGCCAAGAAUAAAUUAGCAGACAUGAAAGGUUGGAAUUCAGCAUUCGCAGCUACAAUCCGUAUGGCAACCUUUUACCUUAUUUUACUCAUAGUUAAAUUAUUCUUAGUAAGACUAUUCUACUGCGGACCAUCAUUUAUCCAAUAUGGAUACGACUAG